AUGAUGAACAAUUACUCAAGAAUGUUGCUACUCAUUUGGUUUUCUCUCAUAUCUUGCUUUAAAACCACCGCUUCAAAAGAUAGCUUAAGAAUGAGUGAGUAUAUUCGAGAUGGCGAGACUUUAGUCUCGGCAGGUGGAAGCUUUGAAGUUGGUUUCUUCAGCCCCGGAGCUUCGACUCGCCGGUACUUGGGCUUGUGGUAUAGAGAUGCAUCAAGAAACAACACAAUUAUGUGGGUGGCCAAUAGAGAAAGACCCCUUCACAAUAAGUCAGGUGUUUUGAUAUUCAAAGAAACAGGGGAUCUUCAACUUCUUAGUGACACAAACAACACCAUUUGGUCAUCCAAUAUCUCAAGCAAAGCCUUGAGUAACUCGGUUGCACAGCUCUUGGAUUCAGGGAAUCUUGUGGUGAAAAAUGUACCAGAUACCAAGGAGGGAAGCUUUUUGUGGCAGAGUUUUGAUUAUCCAUGCGAUACGUAUAUUCCAGGGAUGAAAUUCGGCCGAGACUUAGCUACCGGCCUAGACAGAUCGCUUUCGUGCUGGAAAAGUACAGAGGAUCCUGCUGUGGGAGAAUAUUCUCUAAGAGUUGAUCCUAGGGGAUAUCCACAGGUAAUGCAAAUGAAGGGUUCUGUUAUAAUUAGUAGAAUAGGAUCAUGGAAUGGCAUUUAUUUUACUGGAACUCCAGUUGAAGGCAUGAGCAUACUUAAGCGUAAUUUCGUGUUGAAUUCGAAAGAAGUGUAUUUUGAGUUUGAAAUACUUGAUAGGUCCAUCUUCUCCAUACUCAAAACAAACCCUUCUGGAGAUGCACAAGUUAUGACUUGGACAAGUCAAACAACAAGCCGGGUUGAAGUUUCCCUAACCGGCGGGCAGUAUGCCUGUGGAAGUUAUGCCUUGUGUGGUUCAAAUUCUGUAUGUAGCAUGGCUGCUGAUGUUGCAACAUGCGAUUGCGUAAAAGGAUACACUCCAAAGUUUCCUGAAAAAUGGUACAUCUCAGAUUGGUCUAGUGGGUGUUCUAGAAAGGUUGCAUUGGAUUGUGAUGAUGUAGUAGGGUUCUUGAAGUACAGUGACAUGAAAUUGCCAGACACAUCUUCUUCAUGGUAUAGUGAGACAAUGAACCUUGAAGAAUGUCAGAAGUUAUGUCUCAAAAAUUGUUCUUGUACAGCAUAUGCAAAUUUGGAUAUCCGCAAUGGAGGGAGUGGUUGCCUACUUUGGUUUGGUAAUCUUACUGACAUGAUGCAAUUCUCAAAAGGGGGUCAAGACCUUUACAUCAAAGUCCCUGCUUCAGAAUUAGGUACUUUUCCUUGUAAUAGCCAUGGAAAUACGAAUAAAAAGAAGAUAGGAAUUGCAGUUGGUGUGGGUAUUUUUGGAUUAGCAACAUCCAUCGCCAUAACAACAAUAAUUAGAAAUCCAGGUAAAUACUCAGCAAGAAUACUUAACAGACAUAAGCAAAGACAAGAAGAUAUCAACCUACCAAAAUUUGAUUUCUCACUCUUAGCCAAAGCUACUGAAAACUUCUCAAACAAUAAUAAACUUGGAGAAGGUGGUUUUGGACCGGUAUACAAGGGUAAGAUGAUAGAUGGCCAAGAGAUAGCUGUGAAAAGACUUUCUAAAAAAUCUGGACAAGGGUCGGAAGAGUUCAAGAAUGAAGUGAUGUUGAUAGCUAAACUUCAGCAUCGUAAUCUCGUGAAGCUUCUUGGCUACUGCAUUCAAGGGGAAGAAAAAAUAUUAAUCUAUGAGUAUAUGCCUAACAAAAGCUUGGACUACUUUGUUUUUGGUGAAGUCAGAAGAAAGUUGCUAGAUUGGCCGAAACGUUUCAACAUUAUUAGUGGUAUUGCUCGAGGACUUCUUUAUCUUCAUCGAGAUUCUAGACUAAGGGUUAUUCAUAGAGAUUUAAAAACUAGCAAUAUCCUACUAGAUGUUGAUUUGAAUCCAAAAAUAUCAGACUUUGGGUUGGCUCGAACAUUCUCAUGUGAUCAAGUCGAGGCUAACACCGAUAGGGUGGCUGGAACAUAUGGUUAUAUGUCUCCUGAGUAUGCAGUGCAUGGACAAUUCUCAUUAAAAUCUGAUGUCUUUAGCUACGGUGUAAUAGUACUAGAGUUGGUAAGUGGACUAAAAAACAGGGAAUUUUCAGACCCAGAAAACAAUCUUAAUCUUCUUGGACAUGCAUGGCAACUAUGGACAGAUGAGAGGCCACUAGAACUAUUGGAUGAAGAGUUAAAGGCAGGAUGCAUCCCUACCGAAGUCAUACGGUGCAUACAAGUGGGUCUGUUAUGA
Messenger RNA from Arachis duranensis, 2271 nucleotides. Its product is annotated as G-type lectin S-receptor-like serine/threonine-protein kinase At4g27290. The record is from RefSeq and is a predicted model, not a curated record. Bases 1 to 2271 code for a protein of 756 amino acids. Gene Ontology annotation, biological process: protein phosphorylation; recognition of pollen. Lineage: Eukaryota; Viridiplantae; Streptophyta; Magnoliopsida; Fabales; Fabaceae. The transcript is spliced from 7 exons. Gene Ontology annotation, molecular function: ATP binding; protein serine/threonine kinase activity.